AAUGUAAAUUUCAAUGUGUGUGGUAUACAAAUAUCCUACAGUAUACCAGAGCCCAAACCACCUUGUGGCUAAUGUGGCCAUAAAACAUAGCCCAGAGUUCUUUUCUUCUGGGUACAAAGGCAUGAGGGUCAGGUUUCAUUCCAUUCUCAGGCCCGUUACCCCACAUACACAAACACUGAGCAGAGAGAAUUUUCUUCACAUGCCACUCCGCUUUGAAAUUCCAGAGGCGGUGUUUCUCGCCCUGCCUCCUCAGCUACAGAUGCAGAGUGAAGCUGUGUUUUUGAGUGAAAGUGUGAAGGAACGUCUGAGGAAUGCGUCGUGUGUGGAUACUGCUAGUUGGGCUUGUCUUGUCGAGUUGCAGCACAGCGCUGUCAGCACGAUCAGGCAAGAACAGACAGCGGUCAAAAACAAGAGAUGAACCUGCGGGCCCCCGGGAGCAUGCUGGAGCAGAAGAAGCUAGAGUACGGGAACAUGGAGGAGCUUCAGAGACAGACUUCUUGUCUGACUUUGCAGGGAAAAAGCGCUUAUGGGUGAUCACUGCCCCAUCGCACAGCGAUGGCUACUUACUAAUGAUGGAGAAACAGAUCCAAGAGUCUGAAGGGCUUAACUGUCGUUUAGCAGAGAGAGACACCCUCAUUGUGACUAUUAUUCAGAAUGCAAUGAUGGAAGGCAAAAUCCAACACACAACCAUGGAAGGACAUUCAACCGAGCAAGCACUGGAUUCAGACAUCGUGACAAAAAUGCUUCAUUACCUCGAGCUGGAACACCAGACUUUUUCCAUGUUGAUCCUCAAAAAAAACCUGAAGGUUGGAGAGAGAUUUCCUUACCCGGUGCGUGUGGAGGCUGUUUUGGAGGUUAUCGAUAACCUUCCUGCACGCAAGCUGGAAAGAGUUGCAAGGAAAGGGUCACAUCUGAGAUGUAAGAUCACUAAGAAGAGGUUAAUAGUGAAAUCGAAUGGUGGCACGAAAGGAAAGCUUAUCAGUGCUCACAAACAGGGAAACGUUACUUCUGUUUCUCCGUCACCGAGACAAACUGUGGACAAAAAAGCAGCCAUCAGAAGCAAGAUUCAGGAUAUUCUCAGUGGACGCUCCAGAUUUGUAAUCCGUAAAACCCCAGUGAAUCCUGGCAGUGACAAGGCCAGCUCGAAUCUCAAAACAGGGCAGAAUGAGGAGGUGACGCUCAAGCUUGCCCGUCGAACAGAAAGCAGCGAAGGUGCAAGAGAGAAGACGGCAUCAAGAGUACAGAAUGAAUACAGUGAUAAUGGGAAGAGCGAAACGAGUCCAAACACAGAGAAUAAAGAAGAGAAAACAGGUGACCAGACCAAAAAAAAGGGCAAGGGAAAGAAGGAUAAGGAGAAAAAGAAAAAGGGCAAAAGAGGAGGGAAGAAGUCACAACGAGAGGCGAACAGUAAAGACAAAAGAGCUCUCAAAGAGUUUAUGGAAAAGCUCAAGAGUCAGAGAAGACUUCUUGUAAUUUCUUCUCCCAGUGAGGUCUCAAGCCAGUAUAUCCGACAGAGAGAUGAUAAUGAGCUCCACAGCUGUGACUUGGCUUUACGGAAAAUUACAGUUCUGUCUAUCCUGGGCUCAGAGCACAACCCCACUCUACGAUUGCAGCACUAUCAAUCAGAUGGAGAUCCUCGACUUGGUUCACUUCCAUACAACAUCAAAAAUCCUGACGUCAUCAGUCAAAUCCGCAAAGAAUACGGGCUUGUGUCUACACAAUUCUCUAUGGCGGUGACGGACUACGACCUGAGACCUAACCUUGGAAAAGUGUUUAAUUCACCAACAGCCCCAUUAGACAUUAUAAACUACAUCGACACCUUCCAAUCUCGGUGGUCGGAAGAGGUAGAAGAGAAGGACACUUUAUCACCCUGUUCUCCAUCUGAGGCUGGUUCUCAGGCUGAGAACUCCUUACUCAGGUUUAUGUCCAAAAGAAGGCUUUUGAUCAUUUCAGCUCCCACUGAGGAUGACUAUUCCUUUCAUCAGCAGAUUCAAGCUCUUAAUGGACAGGAGUGCCACAUGGGUAUCCGUCACUUUGCUUUGCUGAAGCUUGUGGGAAAAGGAUCAGAAGCAUCAGGCACUGUUGAGCUAUUUCCAUUAAAUGGCAAAAGUCAGACUGAAAAGGAGCUGCUGUCUACUGAAGUGGUGAGGAACCUGAGAGACCAGCUGAAGAUCACUACGGAUUACUUCAGCAUGCUGGUGGUGGGGAAAGAUGGAGAGGUCAAAGCCUGGUAUCCAACGCCAAUGUGGACUUUGUCCAAUAUCUAUGACUUAGUGGACUCUAUGGAGUUGCGCCAGCAGGAACAGAAGCUUCAGCUGACCCUCGGUAUUCACUGCCCCGAAGACAGUGGUGGAGCUGGGGGUGGUACUUACCAUGGAUAUACAACAGAGACAGAGGACAGCUAUAUGUAUCGUCAACCUGAUGACUGACUGUACAAUUACAUUCAGGGACAUGCAAAUCUGAGAUGGUCAGGGACAUCAUGAGGAAAUGCUAGGUAGCAUGUGAUAUUUGUAUAUACAGUACAUAUCCAUUGCAAAAACAAAAGUUACUGCUUCUUUCCAACUUAUUAUAGGCUAAAUUAUAUCUAACAUCGAAUAUAAAUAUCACAUUUCAUGAUUUCAUCUCUAAAACUGUUCUACCUGAAAAUCAUGUUUUCAGAACUUUUAUAUGCUGCUAUUAAAAAUAUAUACUGUAUGUGUUCUAACUAA
Molecule: messenger RNA, 2708 nt
Organism: Silurus meridionalis
Lineage: Eukaryota; Metazoa; Chordata; Actinopteri; Siluriformes; Siluridae
Gene: ccdc80l2
Product: coiled-coil domain containing 80 like 2
Exons: 7
Coding region: 312-2429 (705 amino acids)
Source: RefSeq, a predicted model, not a curated record